AUGUCUACUCAAUCAAGUAGUGGUAAUAGUAGCAGUGAUAGGAGCCCAGAUACAUCUACAGUAAAUAAAGGUUAUAAUACUCCUAUAUCAAAUAACUUUGACGAUAAUUUAAAAUAUACUGGCCCAAAUACUAGGUCACGAGCACACCAAAAUAAAAGAUACCAUAGGAAAUCUAGAAGUGUAGAAUCAUUAUUCUCUGAUACUAGGGGAAAUAUUUCAACUUCAGUACCUUCGGAUCAAAUAGGUGAAGAAAAUACACCAAAACAAAUAAAUAAAAAUACCGAACUACUCGGUUUAAAAUUUUUGGGGGUGGAUAAUUCGUGUACCAUUUCCAAAAUGAACAAUACAGUUCUUUCAUUAGAAACAGACAUUAAAUUGGUUCCUUUUUUCAAUGGUGAAGAUUCAGCUGAUAUCUAUCCUUAUCUUAGCGCAUGUGAUUUCGUAAUGUCUAAUGUCGAUAACAACAUAAAGCCAGUUUUGUUACAAGCUAUUCGUACAAAAUUAAGUAAAAAAGCUUUUGCGAUAACUCAACAUCGUGAUGUAGAAGAUUGGGCAGGACUUAAACAUUUACUCGAAUCAAACUUUUGUGCUAAACGUACACCAGGGUAUCUACAACUUGAACUUACAUCAACAAGACAGUCUCAAGGAGAGUCAGUUCAUGACUACUCUACAAAGGUUGAAAAUCUACUCAAUGAAUUAUGUAAUGUGAGCACAAAGGGAAAAUCAACCACAGAUGCCACAGCAAUACGUACAUAUAUAAAAGAAAUUACUUUAACGACGUACGUAGAAGGAUUAUUACCUCAUUUAAGAACAGUGAUUAAAUCAAGAAACUUUGAAACACUGGAAGAUGCAAUGAAGGCAAGUCUUGAAGAGCAGAAAAUUUAUCAAUCAUCAAAAGAGACUCAACGAAUACUUAAAGGAGGAAACCAAGGCAGAAAUAACAAUCAAAAGUAUUGCGAAAUUUGCAAUCGUAAUAAUCAUUUUACAAAUCAAUGUAGAUAUGGAAAUCGCGGUCAAGAUACUGGCCAACAAAAUUUUCAAUCAAAAGUACAUUCAAAUCCAAAUAAUAAAGAUGUGAAAAAGAUAACAUGUGCUUAUUGUAAUAAACCGGGACACUCCGAAGAUGUAUGUUACAAAAAGAAAAAAACAAAUAAAUCCAAUGGACAGUUUUCGGGAAACGAGCCAAGACCGAGUGGCUCGGGCAACCAAUCGGUCAAAACAUUAAACAAUAGCCUUAAACCUGCAAGAACCUUGUCAUUCAAAAUCAAAUUAAUUGAUAAUCAUGCUUUAUAUAAAAUUCCACAAUGUACAAAAUAUAUCGUAAAGCUACUUGUAGACACAGGAGCUGAUCUUAAUUUAAUAAAACUAGGCGCUCUUCACGAUGAUGUUCAAGUAUCAGACACAAAAAUAUUCAUGUUACAGGGGAUAAAUGAUCAAACAGUUAAGACCCUGGGAUUUACAAUGUUGACAGUCAUAAAUGGAAAUCAAUCUUCCGAAAGUGAAUUUCAUGUAGUUCCGACAAAUUUUCCAAUUAUGGGCGAUGGUAUUUUGGGAAAACCAUUUUUAACGGAGAAUCAAAUUGUCAUUGACGUAGGAAAAGGGGAAAUUACAUCAAAAUUAGAAAAUAAACAACUAUUCCAGCUAGAUGUGAAACAAUUAUUCCAGUAG
Macrosiphum euphorbiae (potato aphid) is the source of this 1668-nucleotide messenger RNA. Lineage: Eukaryota; Metazoa; Arthropoda; Insecta; Hemiptera; Aphididae. The record is from the annotation of a GenBank genome assembly.